AUGUCCCGGAAGCUCCUUUGGCCCUUCCCCAUCAGCCUCCAAUUCCGCCCGCGGAGGACCAAGGGACCGCAUUCCACGACUCAUCCGCCGCCGCUUCCUGCGAAGCAGCAACGCACCGAUGGCGGCGGCGAGGACGAGCAGACCGCCGACGCCGACGCCGACGCCGAUCCCGGCUUUGGCGCCGAAGAAGAGGUAGUCGAUGAUGAUGAUGCCGGCGAGGGUGAUGCGGAUGCGGAUGCCGAAGCGGAAGCGGAACCCGAAGCGGCAGUCGUCGAAGUGUCGAUCGGCCAGGCCGGAUCCGUGGACGCUCGGCGGACGAUGGGGCCGAAGGCGAAGGCCUCGCCCCCGGGAGCGAUCUGGAUCGUCGUCGUGCCCGUCACGAUGGUCGGCGAGGUGAUGGCGUAG
Diplodia corticola is the source of this 405-nucleotide messenger RNA. RefSeq lists its product as uncharacterized. NCBI's taxonomy places the organism in Eukaryota, Fungi, Ascomycota, Dothideomycetes, Botryosphaeriales, Botryosphaeriaceae. The transcript is spliced from 2 exons. Bases 1 to 405 code for a protein of 134 amino acids. The record is from RefSeq and is a predicted model, not a curated record.